GACCGUGUAAUCAGCUGGUGGGUGUAAACAACGCCGGGACGACAACAACACACACCGCGGACGCUCUCGAUUUUGUUUUUUCCAGCUAGUAAAUAUGUUCCCAGCUGGUGCAGAUGACGACGAUGAUGAUUUUGUUCCGUCGUCCAGCUCAAGAUUAUCAUCAUUAUUUGGUAGCAGCACAACAAGCAAGUCCUCCAACUUGAAGUAUGUUGCUCCUAAGCAGCCUCGACCAGAGAGGAGUGACUCAGCAAGUAGUGGAAGCGGAAGUGGAAAGAAUAACUCCCCUUCACCAGGCCCACAGCAGUCCAAAACACAAGCUCCUGCAGUGUUGGUUGCUACCCCAGUCCAUGCAUAUUUGUAUGUGAAUAGUGUGGCCCAACCUCAAGGUCGUGUUAUGUGUUGUGUCUUGGGAAACUACGCUGAGAAUAGUUUCCAGCUGCUUCUUUAUCGUUCAAAGCAGGAUCAUCUUACAAGGGCUAGGAUUCAUCAUCAGUUUAAUUUCACGGUUGAUAUUAAUUUGAUACCACAAUGGCCUUUGUCUGCCCAUUCCUCAAAAGAUCAUGUUCACUGUGAUUUUAGUAUGUAA
Messenger RNA from Penaeus vannamei (Pacific white shrimp), 586 nucleotides. The record is from RefSeq and is a predicted model, not a curated record. Lineage: Eukaryota; Metazoa; Arthropoda; Malacostraca; Decapoda; Penaeidae.